AUGAAUCGGCUCCAUGAGUUGGAUAAGCACCUUCUAGACAAAGAUGACGACAACGACGACGAGGAAGGAUCCGGCGGGGACACUGUUUUCGUUAUCACCAAUACCAACAGCAACUGGUCGGAGACGAUUCAAAAUCUCAUCUCAGGCGAAUCUAGACAGCCCGCUUCUUUCGAAUCCGCCCAGCCGUCCACCGCACUAGACAGCCUGCUCAAGGACGAACGGCCGGGCAGAACCACCCGGUACUCUGACGACCUCAAUUUCUCGUUGCUCCACGGCCUGGGCUCCUUAUGGCGCGGAACCUCCGGCGAGUGGCGUCCAUCGAGCUCCCCUCCAGUCACCGUCUGCAGGCCCUUUCUGGUGUCAGAUCCGAUGAGAGCCCUCUCGAUGACGGGAGCCUGCACAGAGGAAUUAAUGGUGUCCCGAUCAGUGUUGGGGAUCCCGGUCGUCGGAGGUAAUCUUCAAACUCCUGCUUGGGUCUGCUUCUCAAUCUCAGAGAGGGAGACAUUGAGGUUGGGAGAUGGGAGUCGGAUGUCACAAGCCACUAAGCUCAUGAAUUGAUCGUUGAAACUAUUGAUACCACGAUUGCCUACCGCCUGAUUAUAUAUCAUAUGGAGACUUCAAAUAGCUAGCUCAUUUUUUUUGGUGAUUUACAAAGAGGACACACCUUCUGUGGGAAUCUGGGACUUAUGGACAUGGAAGGGAUUAAUUGUAGAAUUUUAUCUUAAUUGAUGAUUAAUUACUGCUUAGAUCAAUAUGUUAAUUACGAGUUUCAACUUUCAAGGCAUGUGAGCCAACGUAGUUGUGUGAUUCGAUACUUACACUCCUGUUGAAAUCAUGGCAAGACUUUUUUUGAAAUGAUUAUUUGUGCU
Molecule: messenger RNA, 869 nt
Organism: Linum tenue
Lineage: Eukaryota; Viridiplantae; Streptophyta; Magnoliopsida; Malpighiales; Linaceae
Source: the annotation of a GenBank genome assembly